CGUAGGUCACUCCACUCAAGUCUCCCAGAGGUGAUCUGUCUCCUCUCCCCGAACAGCCUCAUCCAAAACACAGCAGCCUUCUCUCUCUCUCUCUCUCUCUCUCUCUCUCUCUCUCCUCCACGAGCUCCCCGGACUCUCUGCCUGCAUCCAGUGAUGUCUUUUCUCCUUAUCACAGUGCUGUCCUCACUUCUAGUGCGAGAUGCUGAGGCGUGGAGCGCCAAUGUCAAGUACGCGGUGAACUGCCCCGACAGAUGCAACGCGGAGCGGUGUGGCGGGACGCAGCGGUGCACACGGACCGUCCUGGAUGACUGCGGCUGUUGCCAGGUCUGCGCAGCCGGCAGAGGGGAGCACUGUUACCGCACGGUGUCGGGGAUGCACGGGGUGAAGUGCGGACCAGGAUUAUUCUGCGAGUUCUACAAGGAUGAGGACGAUUACGGGGACGAAUACGGGAUCUGCAAAGACUGUCUGUAUGGAACCUAUGGGGUUGAGUGCCGCAAGACGUGCAACUGCAAAGGAGGCAUUUGUGACAGGGAGACAGGAGCCUGUCUCAACCUCAAAUUCUUUGCCAAAAUCGCCAGCAAGCUCAAGGCUGAGCCACAAGCAGGGGGAGAGGUGGGCUCAGGAGAGGUCAUCACUGCCCAGAGCACAGAUCAACAAACAGACAGAUCCACCGCUCCAAAGCGACUCAACCCUCGCUGACAAGUGCUGACAAGACUGAAUCCAUUCAGUGUAAAUGUAGCAUUAACUUAUAAAUGAUCUGAAAGAUAUAUUUUAUUAUGUUCAAUGAGAAACAGACUUUUUUACAGCAUUUGGAAGUUUUCUUUGGUUUGUUUGAUCCUGACGCCAUCAUCUUUUCUAAUGAAAUAUGCAGACUGUGUUAUCAUGUUCAGAGUGUCCAUCUUUUUCUUAUUGUUCUUAUCUGUUUGUCGAGUUAAUUAACUACAAUUAUCCAGUUGCCAUUAGCUUCAGCCUAGACCUGAUUCUCUCAUCUAGUGUGCCUUCAUGGAUUGUUGUUGAGGAAAUGAGAGUUAAUGUCACAAGAAGUCUUUUCAAACUGGAUACAGCAAUAUUUUGAAGUUCUGCAUAAUGAGAUUUUAUUUGCACUGUAUAUAUGAAAGGCAGACAUGGGAAAUAUCAUGUAUAUGACACCAGCCAAUGUAAAGAAUGCUCUUACAAUUAAACCAAAGUUAUCACUGA
Lates calcarifer (barramundi perch) is the source of this 1197-nucleotide messenger RNA. RefSeq names its product endothelial cell-specific molecule 1 (gene esm1). NCBI's taxonomy places the organism in Eukaryota, Metazoa, Chordata, Actinopteri, Centropomidae. The transcript has 3 exons. Gene Ontology annotation, cellular component: extracellular region. Bases 154 to 699 code for a protein of 181 amino acids. The record is from RefSeq and is a predicted model, not a curated record.